Mirounga angustirostris (Northern elephant seal) is the source of this 3432-nucleotide messenger RNA. Its product is annotated as 25-hydroxyvitamin D-1 alpha hydroxylase, mitochondrial. Lineage: Eukaryota; Metazoa; Chordata; Mammalia; Carnivora; Phocidae. Bases 1035 to 2660 code for a protein of 541 amino acids. Gene Ontology annotation, cellular component: mitochondrial inner membrane. Gene Ontology annotation, molecular function: monooxygenase activity; oxidoreductase activity, acting on paired donors, with incorporation or reduction of molecular oxygen; heme binding. The transcript has 10 exons. Gene Ontology annotation, biological process: cortisol metabolic process; C21-steroid hormone biosynthetic process; glucocorticoid biosynthetic process. The record is from RefSeq and is a predicted model, not a curated record.
GAGACUUGACCUGAGGAAUCUGCUGUCUUUAUUGUUACUGUCUCUGGAGAGUCCUGGGUCGGGGUGGUGGAGACCCUCUCCUUUUUCAUGUUGACCUUCGAUUCCAGAACUUCAGAGCUAACUGACUGGCACAGAGCCCAGUGGGGGCAGGGUGGGGGAGUGAGGAGCAGAGAACUAAACUGUGCAAGAUUCUGAGGCUAAAAGCAAAAAUGGGCUGCUGACUAGAAAUCCCCCCCCCCCCAAAGAGGACUGAGUCAGCUGGAGAUUCAGAGUACUCACGUAGCCCUUACAACCAUCCAAGAGCCCAGAGAAAUCUCUGAACUUUUCUGAUUUGCAAAAGGUUCCUUUGUUUCUGCUCCUGAAGCCCUAGGUUCCCAUGGCUGGAAGGACAGGGUGUGUUGACCUAAGAGACCACUCUCUUCUUCCCAAGGAACAAAGAUGAAGGCUCCUGGAGCCAUUUUAACCCAUUAACUCACCCACCAUCUGCCCAGUGUCAGGUACAGGAAGGGGGGGAAGCUGUGGUAGUGCCAGAAAGUUCUGCUUACCUACGGCAAAGGCGCAGCCCCAUAAGCCAAGAAUAUACAGCUACAGCUGUGCCUCUUCCCUUCCUGAAGGAGCUGAGGAUGGGGAAUUCCUGAGGAUGGUCCCAAGAGGGCCUGGCUCCCUGAGGAAGUGGGAAUACUAGGGACUGACUGUACCUCCGUAUCCUAAACCUCACCAGAGAGACUUUCCAGGAAGAGAUCUUUAGGCGGCUGGACUAGGGCACCAGCCCAGAAGGGGGAAACCAAGGCAGACCUCCCGUCCCAAGAGGGUCAUUGCAACAUGAGACCCAAGAGAGCUGCCAGGGAACCCCAGCCCCGCCUACUGUGCCUGGGUGCUAAUCCCCAGCUGGACCACUCAGGAGAGGGGAUUGGCUGAGGAGCUUGCAGAGGGGGCGUUGCCACUAUCUCACCCAAAGGUUAAAUAGGGGUUCAGGCAAGCAAGCGAGAUGCCUGAGAGAAGUGCUCUCCUUUGCCGGUUCCCUGACCCAGACCAUGACCCAGACCCUCAAGCUCGCCUCCAGAGUGUUCCAUCGCAUCCACUGUGCUCCCAAGCUAGGUGCCUCACUGGGCUCCAGAGGCUCCGACUCAGCGCCCCGGAGCUUGGCGGACAUCCCAGGCCCCUCCACGCCAGGCUUCCUUGCUGAACUUUUCUGCAAGGGGGGUCUGUCACGGCUACACGAGCUGCAGGUGCAGGGCGUUUCGCGCUUCGGACCUGUGUGGUUGGCCAGCUUCGGGAGGGUGCGCACUGUGUACCUGGCGGCCCCUACACUCGUCGAGCAGCUCUUGCGACAGGAGGGGCCCCGGCCCGAGCGCUGCAGCUUCUCACCCUGGGCAGAGCACCGUCGCCACCGCCAGCAGGCUUGCGGGCUGCUCACCGCCCUGUUUCGUUUAGGCUCAGGUAGAACCCCGCCUUUGUCCCCCACCCAUCUCCCUGUCUUUGGAGUCCGCAAUCCUGGAAAUCCGCGGAAGGGGCGAAGGGAAGGAGAAGAAUGGCAGAGGCUCCGCAGCCUCCUGGCCCCGCUGCUCCUCCCGCCUCAAGCGGCCGCCCGCUAUGCCGGGACCCUGGACGACGUGGUCCAUGACCUUGUGCGGCGACUGCGGCACCAACGGGGACGUGGGGCUGGGCCGCCCGCCCUGGUUCGGGACGUGGCAGGAGAGUUUUACAAGUUUGGACUAGAAGGCAUAGCCGCGGUGCUCCUGGGUUCCCGCCUGGGCUGCCUGGAGGCCGAAAUGCCCCCAGACACAGAGACCUUCAUCCGCGCGGUGGGAUCGGUGUUUGUGUCCACGCUGUUGACCAUGGCGAUGCCCGCUUGGCUUCACCGCCUGGUGCCCGGACCCUGGGGCCGCCUCUGCCGAGACUGGGACCAAAUGUUUGCCUUUGCCCAGCAGCACGUGGAGAGGCGAGAGGCUGAGGUAGCCUUGAGGAGCAAGGGAAAGCCUGAGGAGGACAUGGGAUCUGGGGCACACCUGACCUACUUCCUGUUCCGGGAAGAGUUGCCUGCUCCGUCCAUCCUGGGCAAUGUGACGGAGCUGCUACUGGCUGGAGUGGACACAGUAUCCAACACACUCUCCUGGGCUCUGUAUGAACUCUCUCGGCACCCCGAAGUCCAGAAGGCACUCCACUCUGAGAUCACAGCUGCCCUGGGCCCUGGCUCCAAUGCCCACCCCUCAGCUGCUGCUCUAUCCCAGCUGCCCCUGCUGAAGGCAGUGGUCAAGGAAGUGCUAAGACUGUACCCUGUGGUACCUGGAAAUUCCCGUGUGCCAGACAAAGACGUUCGUGUGGGUGACUAUGUUAUCCCCAAAAAUACGCUGGUCACACUGUGUCAUUAUGCCACUUCAAGGGACCCUGCCCAGUUCCCAGAGCCAAAUUCUUUUCGUCCAGCUCGAUGGCUGGGGGAAGGCCCAGCCCCCCACCCAUUUGCAUCUCUUCCCUUUGGCUUCGGCAAGCGCAGCUGCAUGGGGAGACGCCUGGCAGAGCUUGAGCUGCAGAUGGCUUUGGCUCAGAUCUUGACCCACUUUGAGGUGAAGCCUGAGCCAGGUGCUGCCCCAAUCCGACCCAUGACCCGGACUGUCCUGGUACCCGAGAGGAGCAUCAACCUACAGUUUGUGGACAGAUAGUCCCAUGGGAGGAGGCUGUCAUCAUCACCCUUUCUCUCAUUGUAGGGAUUUAUUAGGCACAAGAGCAAGAGAUACGUAUUCCCCCUGAGACCUGCCUAUUUGACCAGACGGGUUAGAAGGACGCUAGCAAACUGCUUGAAGCAGCCCUGACCAAGGUGUGAAAUGUGCCUUGGCCCGACCCAUCAGGCCCUGUGAAAACCAUAGUCCCUCUGCCUACUCAGCUUUUCUCCUGGCCUUAUCAUAUGCAUCCUUCAAGGGCCAGCUUAGAUCUUAAUAAUGUUGGGUGGCCUGAGGAAGGGUUCAACCACUGCCCUUUGGGGGCUUCCACAGUGUUCAGGAGCUGCUGGGUAAGCACUUAGCACCACGUGAGCUCAGUAAUUAUGCAUCUGGUCUGCACCUGCUUGGUCUUCCCUUCUUGCAUGUGAGCUCUUUGAGAGGAAGAAUGAGACCUUAUUCAGUCUUUAUAUCCCCUAAUUGGGUGAUGCCAUACGGGUUCUCAGAUUGAAUCUGGACCAUGUGGCAGAAGGGAUAAGCAGCUUACCAGACUCUGUCUACUCUUCUUCUUCCUCAUCUUGCCCCUGGCAAGGUGAGUCUGCCCUCACCUGGUUUAUGAUGUUUUAAAACUCUCCUUGACUCUCUGGUCACUAUUAGAGGUUCGUUUGUCCCACCAUUUAGUUCCUGGGCAGACAUCUUUUGGCCUUAUACCUGCUUAAGCCUUCCUUUUAUAUAUUGGAAUUUUUUAAUAUUCAUAGUUUUGAAAUAAAAGAAUGAA